AUGCGAAAAUCACUUCAAAAAUUUGCGGAAAAGUGUCCAUUUUCUGCAACAUCUGUCAAGACUUCCGUGCCACGCAGAUUCUCAGAAAUUCCCGGACCUCUCGAACUCCCAAUAAUAGGAAAUACCGGUAAUUUCAAGUAUGCCGUGCGGUCAGAUUCCAAAACUAUUGAAGGUUACAAUCAUCAUUUGGAAGAAAUGUAUCAUAAAUACGGGAAAAUAGUCAAAGAGAAUUUGGGAUUCGGUAGAAAACAUGUCAUCCAUUUGUUCGAUCCUGCUGAUGCACAAACAGUUCUAGCAGCAGAUGGGAAGACGCCAUUCAUUGUUCCGCUUCAAGAAACGACUCAAAAAUAUCGAGAAAUGAAAGGAAUGAAUCCAGGUCUCGGGAACUUAAAUGGUCCUGAAUGGUAUCGUCUUCGAUCUUCAAUACAACAUGCAAUGAUGAGGCCACAGUCUGUUCAAACAUAUCUCCCGUUUUCACAAAUAGUAUCAGAAGAACUCGUAAAACAUGUGGCCAAAGAGCAAGUCCGAUUUGGGCAUGUAAACAUGCAAAAAGUAGCUGGAAGAUGGUCAUUAGAGUCAGCUGGACAAAUUCUCUUCGAAAAAUCGCUUGGAUCACUAGGAGAUCGAUCAGAGUGGGCAGAUGGACUAAUUGGGUUGAAUAAAAAGAUUUUCCAGUUGUCAGCAAAAAUGCGUCUCGGUUUUCCAUUAUUUCGACUCUUUUCAACACCAUCUUGGAAGAAAAUGGUUGAAUUGGAAGACAGAUUUUAUGCAGAAGUUGAUCGUCUGAUGGAUGAUGCAUUGGAUAAACUAACGGUUAAGGAUUCUGACAGCCAAAAUAUGAGAUUCGCAAGUUAUCUAAUAAACCAAAAAGAGCUGAACAGAAGAGAUGUUAAAGUCAUAUUGUUAUCCAUGUUCUCAGAUGGACUCAGUACGACUGCUCCAAUGCUCAUAUACAACCUUUACAAUAUCGCUGCUCAUCCAGAUGCUCAACAUAAAAUUCAAAAAGAAAUUAAAGAAGAUCCGACAUCUACGAAACUUCCGUUCCUUCGCAGCUGUAUAAAAGAGACCUUUCGAAUGUUCCCUAUUGGAACAGAAGUUUCAAGAAUCACACAAAAAGAUCUUAUUCUGUCUGGUUUUCAUGUCCCAUCUGGAACUGCAGUUGAUAUCAACACUAAUAUUCUUAUGAGGAACGAGGUUCUCUUUUCUGAUUCUCCUCACGACUUCAAACCCCAGCGAUGGCUUGAGAAAUCGAAAGAUGUUCAUCCCUUCACUUUUCUCCCAUUUGGAUUCGGUCCUCGAAUGUGUGCAGGUCGUCGAUUCGCUGAGCAAGAUCUUCUAACAUCACUCGCCAAACUGUGUGCUAACUUUGACAUUCAUCAUCGAGGAGAGCCAAUAACUCAAAUCUAUGAAACUCUUCUCUUACCACGUGGAAAUUGUGAAUUUGAAUUCCGAAAGUUGUGA
This is a messenger RNA of Caenorhabditis remanei, 1461 nucleotides long. RefSeq lists its product as uncharacterized. Gene Ontology annotation, molecular function: heme binding; iron ion binding; oxidoreductase activity, acting on paired donors, with incorporation or reduction of molecular oxygen. The record is from RefSeq and is a predicted model, not a curated record. Lineage: Eukaryota; Metazoa; Nematoda; Chromadorea; Rhabditida; Rhabditidae. The transcript has 9 exons. Bases 1 to 1461 code for a protein of 486 amino acids.